CUGCUGCUGCUGCUGCUGCUGCUGGCAGAAGAGGGGGGAAGUUUGACAAAUCGCCCCGGAGGAAGGAGGAGGGGAAGCCCCCCGAAGAGGAGUCGGCGGAGCCUCAGCCGGCGCUCUCCACUCCCCGGCUCCCGGCUCGGCGCUGGAGCGGCGGCAACAGGCGAAGCUUGAAGGGAAACGAGAUGAUCGCAGUGUCACUCAAACUAGUCCGCAAAGAGAGAGAGGGGCUCCGCACUCCCACCACCUCCCGCCCCGGACGGCACCUUAACUCUUUGCGCAUCGCGCCGCCGGACAGCCCGCCACCGGCCCGGCCACGGCGGCGGAGAAGCGUCCGCCAGGGGCGAGCGGCGGCAACGGGGUGCCCCCCUCAACCACGGCACCUCCUCCGCCGCCCAACUUCGCCUGCCACCGCUUUCCUCAGCAGCCCGCGGCAGCGGAGGGGCUCUGCCCGCCGGACCCCCGGGAACGGCACGACAGGGCAGCGCAGCCACUCCGCUCCCCGCCGGCAGCCCUACCCUUUCCGCACCCGUUCCCAGCCGGACCCCCCCCCUCAGCCAUCGCCUGCCGCCACGCUGGGGCACGGGACCCUCCUGCCCUGCAGCCUUUUCCCACCCCUUGCCCCAGUGAGAUGGGCCCGGUAUCUGUCCCGGGAGCUUGAGCCCCGUCGCCGAGGAGCUCGGCCACCCCAUGGGGUGACAGCGGUAGCGGCCCCGGUCCCCGCCUCACCCUGCACCUCAAGCCGCCGCCCGCCCCGGCCCUACUCACCGGAGCGCCGGGCAGCCGGCCGCUCGCCGGCACACAUCCAGCCCUUCGGCUCCCACCUGGCUGGCGCCGCGGCCGCCCGGGCUCCGCUGCGCGCCUGCGGGCGGAGUGUCGGCUGGAGCCGCUCCGGCCGGGACCGGUAA
This is a messenger RNA of Pezoporus flaviventris, 905 nucleotides long. RefSeq names its product serine/arginine repetitive matrix protein 1-like. The transcript is spliced from 2 exons. Lineage: Eukaryota; Metazoa; Chordata; Aves; Psittaciformes; Psittacidae. The coding region runs from base 183 to 905 and encodes 240 amino acids. The record is from RefSeq and is a predicted model, not a curated record.